Messenger RNA from Ziziphus jujuba (common jujube), 1731 nucleotides. RefSeq lists its product as uncharacterized. The transcript has 5 exons. Bases 1 to 1731 code for a protein of 576 amino acids. The record is from RefSeq and is a predicted model, not a curated record. NCBI's taxonomy places the organism in Eukaryota, Viridiplantae, Streptophyta, Magnoliopsida, Rosales, Rhamnaceae.
AUGAAAGUGAUUGUUGAUAAACAAGAAGAAAAUUUUGAGGCACUAGUAAAUGAUCGCAUUGAAUCUUUUCAAUUACAAUCUUUGACACUGCAAAGUCUACCAAAUCUUACUUGUUUUGCCUCAAGUAAUAAUAGAAAUACAAUAAGAUUCGAAGAGAUCAUUCGGAAUAAUGAGACCGUUGAUCCCAUGGAACUUUUCAAUCAUAAGGAACAGGUUGCGUUCCCCAUGCUUGUUGCGAACUUAACGAGUUUGAUCGUGGAUGGCUGUGGUGGUUUAAGAUUCUUGUCCUCGUCUUCCAUGGCCAUAAACUUUGUGCAACUCAAAAAGCUUCGGAUAAGCAGAUGCCAAAAUAUGGUGGAGAUAAUAUCAACAGAAGAAUAUAAUGGCAUUGAAGAAAAGAUAUUGGAUAACAUGUUUCCCAAACUAGAAUCUCUGGAGCUAGAUAUUCUUCCAAACUUGGAAACAUUCUGCUCAUCACCAACUUAUCUCAAAUUUUCAUGUUUGAAUUCCUUGAUUAUAAAGGACUGCACAAAGCUAGGGCCAUUUAUCCUCGACCACAUGAGCAAAAGUAUUAGAGAUGCUGCCGUUCACUAUUUGUUUGACGAAAAGGUUGGUUUUCCUGGCUUGGAGAAAUUGGUUAUCAAAGGCCUGCAUAAACUGACGACCUUAUGGCACACCCAACUUGAUCCAAAUUCAUUUUGCAAACUCACUGAAAUCUUUGUUGAGGAUUGCGAAAGUUUAAUACAUGUUCUUGUGCCCCGUAUACUAAAAAGAUUGGGAAGUAGUGUCUGUCCAAAUCUUUGUGAAGUUGAAAUAGUCAACUGGAGAUGUCUAAAAAAUGUGUUCCCAGCCUCCGUGGCCAGAAAUAGAAAUCUUGAGAAGCUACAGAAAUUGUAUGGUUCACUCCCAGUAGUAGACUUCUUCAAAAUGAAGCAUCUCUUCAUUUUCUGCCAACGCAUUACAUCAGCAGUUACUCCAUCUGUUUUAUUUCGGAAAUGUCACAAUCUUGAAACACUUGGUAUGUACGAUGGAAAUUUUGAAGAAAUAUUUAUCCACGAAGGAUCUUUGGAUGGGGAAGAACAUCAAGGUUGGACUCUAACGCACGUAAAAACUCUCCGGAUCAAAAGAUGGGUGAAUUUGAUGCAUGUAUGGAAAGGCAACUCCUAUCUUGCAGAACCAGUUUUUCCUAAUUUGGAAACUCUAGCGGUGGGUGACUGCCCAAGACUAAAGAAUAUAGUUUCAUCUGCUAUAUCCUUCCGUAAAAUUAUGGAAUUGGAAGUAGCCAACUAUGAUGGAAUGAAGCAUUUACUCACAUACUCAGUGGCUAAAAGCUUCAUCAAUCUUGAAAAAAUGACAGUCCGAAACUGUCAAAGAAUGAUAGAAAUUGUUUCAACUGAUGACGACCAAGGCGAUGGAGAAAAUGAAAUUACUUUUAGUCGGUUGGAAUAUUUGGAACUUUCUGACCUACCAAAUUUAAAGGGCUUUUGCUCUCGAAAUUACAAUGUCAGAUUCCCUAUUUUUAUAACCAUAGUAGCGUCCCACUAUAUGGAGAUGAAGAUUUCUUUUGAUGGAGUACUCCUAGAUGAUUCAAAACGAGAAAAAGUUCAAAUAAUAGAAGAAGAUGAUGAUGAUGAUGAUGACAACAGCGAUCGUGAUGAUUAUGAUGAUGAUGAUGAUAGCCGUCAUGGUGGUGGCGGUGGUGGUGGUGGUGCUGGGGUUUCAAAUUUCUGA